Messenger RNA from Hevea brasiliensis (rubber tree), 2269 nucleotides. RefSeq names its product 9-cis-epoxycarotenoid dioxygenase NCED3, chloroplastic. Gene Ontology annotation, cellular component: chloroplast stroma. Gene Ontology annotation, molecular function: carotenoid dioxygenase activity. The record is from RefSeq and is a predicted model, not a curated record. Gene Ontology annotation, biological process: carotene catabolic process. Lineage: Eukaryota; Viridiplantae; Streptophyta; Magnoliopsida; Malpighiales; Euphorbiaceae. Bases 105 to 1892 code for a protein of 595 amino acids. The transcript has a single exon.
UUUCUUUCCUCAGAUCACACUUCACUCUCUAGCUCUUUAUUAUAUCUUCCACGCCUUAACAGCUUAUAUUUAAUUUACGCAUUAUUCCUCUGAAUUUCAUCACCAUGGCUUCUUCAGCUAUAAGCAUGGGCUCUUCCAUUUCUCUUGACGCCCCUAGGGCUAGUACAAAACUCAACAUCUCCUCCUCUCUCCAUACUCCUUCCAUUCUCCAUUUCCCUAAACAGUCCCCCAGAACCACUUCUUUUCCUCCCUCUCCUUCUAUUUCCACAACUAUUCCUAACAAAGUCACUCUUCCUCCUGCUCCUUCUGUUGAUAAAUCCUUGGCACCAGAGAUCAACCAAUUGAAUCUUUUACAAAGGGCUGCAGCUAUGGCCUUAGAUGCUGUGGAAAGUGCUUUGGUUUCACAUGAAAAUCAAUACCCUCUUCCCAAAACUGCUGACCCAACAGUCCAAAUUUCAGGUAACUUCGCUCCCGUGCCGGAGCAACCCGUUGUACAUAAUUUGCCUGUUGCCGGUAAAAUCCCAGACAGCAUUCGAGGUGUUUAUCUUCGAAACGGCGCAAACCCGCUUCACGAACCUGUGGCUGGUCACCACUUUUUUGAUGGUGAUGGGAUGGUCCAUGCUGUCCGCUUUGAGAACGGGUCUGUCAGCUAUGCUUGUCGGUUCACGGAGACAAACAGGCUUGUUCAAGAGAGAAAAUUGGGACGCCCCGUUUUCCCAAAGGCCAUCGGUGAACUCCAUGGCCACUCCGGGAUAGCUAGGCUGUUGCUUUUUUGUGCUCGUGGCCUUUUUGGGAUCGUUGAUCCUAGCCAUGGGACGGGUGUUGCUAACGCUGGGUUGGUAUACUUUAAUGGUCGUCUUCUUGCCAUGUCUGAAGAUGAUUUGCCUUACCAUGUUCGUGUUCUUCCCUCUGGAGACCUCAAAACUGUUGGGCGAAACAAUUUCAAUGGCCAACUCAAGAGUACAAUGAUUGCUCAUCCAAAAGUCGACCCAUCUUCUGGGGAAUUGUUUGCUCUUAGCUACGAUGUUGUCCAGAAGCCAUAUCUGAAAUAUUUCAGAUUUUCUGCCGAUGGUAAAAAGUCUCCUGAUGUUGAAAUCUCACUUGAUCAACCAACCAUGAUGCAUGAUUUUGCCAUUACUGAGAGGUUCGUUGUUAUUCCUGAUCAACAAAUAGUGUUCAAAUUGCCCGAAAUGAUUUGCGGUGGCUCACCGGUAAUCUACGACAAGAAGAAGAUGUCAAGGUUUGGGGUAUUGGAAAAGAAAGCCAAUGACGCUUCCAAGAUUAGGUGGAUAGAAGCGCCUGAUUGCUUCUGUUUCCAUCUCUGGAACGCAUGGGAAGAGCCUGAGACUGAUGAGUUAGUGGUGAUUGGAUCUUGCAUGACUCCACCAGAUUCCAUUUUCAAUGAAUGUGAUGAGAGUUUAAAGAGUGUUCUCUCAGAAAUCAGGCUAAAUUUGAAGACUGGAAAGUCCACUCGCCGUCCUAUCAUUUCAGGUCCUGAACAGGUAAACUUAGAAGCAGGAAUGGUGAAUCGAAACCUUCUAGGCAGAAAGACCCAGUUUGCAUACUUAGCUCUUGCCGAGCCAUGGCCGAAAGUGUCUGGUUUUGCUAAAGUAGACCUCUCAACAGGAGAGGUACACAAGUAUAUCUAUGGAAACAACAAGUAUGGUGGUGAGCCUCUGUUUCUUCCGAGUGAACCAAACUCCAAUUCAGGCAAAGAAGAUUCUGGGUACAUUUUAUGCUUUGUUCAUGACGAAAAACAGUGGAAAUCAGAGCUACAAAUUGUGAAUGCCAUGAAUUUGCAGCUAGAAGCAACAGUGAAGCUUCCUAGCCGAGUUCCUUAUGGUUUUCAUGGCACGUUUAUUAGUGCUAAGGAUUUGGAGAAGCAAGCCUAGAUAGAGAAGGCUGUGUAGGUAUGAUUUUCUUAGCAGAAGAUUCAGAGAGGAGAUUGACCAGAGGGAUUGUUUGCAGAUAUGUCCCCGGGUCUCCUCAUCUGUCACAGUGUCAUCCUGUUUCUGGUUAUUUUUUCUCUUUUGGUUCACAUGUUUCAGAGUGAGAGGCUGAGGGAGCAGCUUGUAGCUUUCUGGGUAUAGGUAGACUGAAGCUCAGCUGGUCUCUGCUUAUUCUUUCACUUGAUGUGCAUAAAAAUAAAAAGGUAUAGAACUCCAAGAGGACAUACAUGUGAUGUGUAUUUUCCUGUAUUUUCUUUGUUUUGAUCUGUAAAUAUUAUGAAUUAUGCAUAUAUAAUACAAGUUUUCUUGUUCAUUAGUAA